Formica exsecta is the source of this 1406-nucleotide messenger RNA. Its product is annotated as la protein homolog. The transcript has 5 exons. Gene Ontology annotation, biological process: RNA processing; positive regulation of translation. The record is from RefSeq and is a predicted model, not a curated record. Gene Ontology annotation, cellular component: ribonucleoprotein complex; cytoplasmic stress granule; cytosol. Lineage: Eukaryota; Metazoa; Arthropoda; Insecta; Hymenoptera; Formicidae. Bases 276 to 1031 code for a protein of 251 amino acids. Gene Ontology annotation, molecular function: RNA binding.
GAUAUAUACGCGAUUUUCUACUGUUAUCACUUCUACUGUUAUCCCCUCUACCACGGUUUGGCGCGUUUUGCGUUGUGCGUUGUGCGUUGUGCGCCGUGCGUCCUGCGUCCUGAAUCUGGCAUCACUUCAGAGCAUCUUGUACGAGACGAGAAGGAAUCUUUUUUUCAAGAGAUACCGGAAUUUAAAAAUAUAAAGCAUACCAGGAGCUGGCCUUUUUGAGACUGCAGCGUCUGCAUUUUAUUUUUCUAUAAUAUUGUAAAUCGAUUAUUGUUGACAUGGAAAACGGUAAAGAGGGAACAAAUGCCGACUGCUUGAUCGAUGAUGCUGCCGAUGAGAUUAAUAAAAUGACGAUUAUUGACGCUGAAAGUAAAAACGAUGUGGUAAAAGCGACCGCGGAAAUUUCGGAGAAGAUUAACGUCGAAGUAGGGGUCAGUAAAAUUGUUGACACUGCGAUCAAUGCAAGCAAACAAGCAGAAGAAAAACCGCCUGCAGAACUUUUGAAAAAAAUCAAGGAACAAGUAGAGUAUUACUUCGGUAAUGUAAAUAUGCAGAGGGAUAAAUUUCUCAUUGAACAAACAAAACUAGACAAAGGCUGGAUUCCCAUGACUGUUAUGUUAAAGUUCAAGAUGUUAGCUAAUUUUAGCAAAAAUGUUGAUGUAAUUCUAAGAGCUCUGGAAAGUAGUGAUCUCAUAGAGAUUUCUAAAGAUAGAAAGAAAAUACGGCGAUCGCCAAAUUAUCCUUUACCAGAAUAUAAUGAGGAAUGUAGAAAAGCUCAAGAGGCCAGAACAAUUUAUGUUACAGGAUUUCCAUUAAAUUUAAAUAUUGAUGAGCUAAAAGCUUUUUUUGAAUCAUACCAGCCAUUUGAAAGAAUUAUGAUGAGAAAAUAUCAAGAUCAUCAAGUUUUUAAGUUUGCAGGGACUGCUUUUGUACAAUUUGAAACUUUGGAUGGUGCAAAAGCAUUCAUGAAUGUAAAAUCUAUAAAAUAUGAAGAUACUGAAUUAAUAAGAAAAUGGGUAUAUAAGAGGAGAUAAGAAGUUUCAUAAGUGAAGGGUUUUCCUUACAGUUUUGGAAACUGUGAAUGGAACAGUUAUGAUAUUUUUCUUUCUUGGAGAUUUGUUGCUUAGUUUUUGAAAAUGAUUCAUAAGUUUCCUUAAAAAUAUCGUUUUAUUUCUUGUGCAUAUGUAAGUCAAUUCUGUUAAUUCACUUUUUAAGUUAUCAUUGCUAUCAGUAAUAGGAGUAGGCCAAUGAAAUUUCACUGGACAUCCUUGGCUGACACAUGUUCUCCAUAUCUGAUAAAUAUUCUUCCACUCAGGGAAACUGUUAUAAAGUUUUCCACGAAUAUAAUGUGAUAAUACUGUAAAAGAAAAUAUAAGUUAUUAAUAUAUGUAAUAUAUAUAUUAAAAUAA